Molecule: messenger RNA, 2632 nt
Organism: Schistocerca nitens (vagrant locust)
Lineage: Eukaryota; Metazoa; Arthropoda; Insecta; Orthoptera; Acrididae
Gene: Shc
Product: SHC-transforming protein 1
Exons: 11
Coding region: 374-1636 (420 amino acids)
Biological process (GO): cell surface receptor protein tyrosine kinase signaling pathway; intracellular signal transduction
Cellular component (GO): plasma membrane
Molecular function (GO): receptor tyrosine kinase binding
Source: RefSeq, a predicted model, not a curated record
ACCGCUGGUAUCCAGAACGUCUGAGACAUGUAGCGAGAAGUGAGUCAUAAAGGCGUAGAGAGGAUGUUGGAAAUUGGUGCUUGACGUUUGUGCUAACAUUUGAAAUAUGGUGUUUGUUGUGUGAGGAAUACUUUUCCGAACGACACAUUAAGAUCUAAAUCUGAGAGUUCAACCUACGCUAUGAGCUACGGUUCGCAUUUAGUGUGAAGGACGGUGAUGAUAUUUUGGACGUAAACAACAGCAGAUAAUGUAGUGGCUGUUUACAUUUGCCACGAAAACAUCAGCAUGGCAUAAUGGUAGAUCGAUGAGAGACAUAUUAGGGGCAGCCACCUGAAGUAGUAACAAAUUGUUUGAGGCCUGCAGUUCUGUCACAAUGCCCCGAGCACUCCCAGAUGGGCCUGGUGGCUCUUCCUUUGCCAACAAGCCGGCUCGAGGAUGGCCUCAUUCAGACCAGCAACUUUCCAAAGAAGGCAUAACAUAUGCUGUCAGAUACAUUGGCUGCCUUGAAAUACGCACAUCAAUGAAGAGCUUGGAUUUUGAAACAAGGUCUCAAGUAGCGAAGGAAUGCAUUAAUAGAGUAUGUGAAGCUGCUGGCCUGAAAACUGUUGAUAAAAAAAGAAAGGUUGAGAAGAGAGUUCAACGAGCAAUCGCAGAACAUCCAGUAAUGGACUAUGCUGGCUCCAAUGUGAAUCUAACUGUGUCCAGUUCACGUCUAGUGCUAACUCUCCUAGAAACAGGGCGCAUUAUUGCUGCACAUGAUAUGCCACGAAUUUCUUUUGCAUCUGGUGGUGACACGGACACAUUAGAUUUUGUAGCGUAUGUUGCAAAAGAUGCCAAUGACUGGCGUGCCUGUUAUGUGCUGGAAUGUGGUGGAGGACUGGCUCAGGACGUAAUCAUCACAGUAGGGCAGGCAUUCCAGAUGAGGUAUAAGGAGUUCUUAACGCUUCCCACCACAGCAUUGUCAGCAUCACUUAUAUCUGGUGGUGUUGUGGGUGCAGACCGAGAAUAUUAUAAUGAUCUGCCAGGCAAGGUACCACCAGAACUGGGGCCACCACCACCUGUUCCCCCGAUGCCAGCUGGAAUGCAGCGUGAGACUCGUACAGUUACAGCUGUUGGCAGUGGUACAAACAGUGUGUUCCCAUCAACCACAGACCGCUCAACAAGCAGAGAUGGUGUGACCAGUAACCUGAUUGAUCUGAGCACAGAAGCACCUCCUCCACCACCAAUGCCUAUGCCACGUAGGGAACACGAAUAUGUUAAUGAUGUCAUCACAAGGGAUGUUUUUGACAUGCAACCAUUUGCAACAGAAGUGGAGGGUAUUGGUCAGAGAGCUCAGUUGCAGCGUGAAGCAUGGUUUCAUGGACCUGUAAGUCGACAGCGUGCUGAAGCACUUCUUACUCAUGAUGGUGACUUCCUGGUCCGCGAGUCUCAGGGAUCUCCUGGGCAGUAUGUUCUCACUGGAAUGCAGGGUGGUGUAAAGAAGCAUCUGCUUCUUGUAGAUCCAGAAGGAGUGGUUCGCACUAAGGAUCGGAUGUUCGAAAGUGUUAGUCAUCUCAUAAAUUACCAUUGUCACAAUAAGCUCCCUAUCAUAUCAGCGGAAAGUGCACUUGUGCUGCGUCGUCCUGUUUGCAAGUGAAGCAGGUUUGUCAUUUUCUUUUUGCUCGUAAAUGUUCAGACAGUUGUUACUUUCAGAUGUGUAUGGAAAUUAUUGAUUUUUCUGUUUGUGUUUGCUCUGUUGUAUAUUUUGUGGUGCCGUGCAGCUUUUGCUGUUUUUUGUGUAGCACUAAAUACACUUUUGUGUACUAUUAUUAGAUGAUUAAUAAGUUAACUGUAUAUGAUAUCGCAUUUUCCUAUUAUAUAGGUUUAAUGAUACUAUCAAAAUGCGCCAGUUGUUUAGUUUUCAUUAUGGUUUCACGCAUGACCUGAUUACCUGCUCUUCAUAAAAUUGUAGUUCAGGUGCAUAUAGUUUGAACAGAAAAAGCCAUUUGAUUGUAUUCUGGGAGUGACAGUCUCAAUUAAAGGGAGCAAAUUAUAUGCUGUACUAUGAGAGAACAUUACUGUUUUUCCGAGGAACAUGUUUUGUAAGCCAUGAAUGUUUAAAAGCAUAUAAGUGUUGCUAUGUAUGUCAUUUUAUUUUAUUUACUUUUCUAUAAAGAGUGUAUCAUAUUUUUAAGACAACUGCAUUAUUGUGUGUGCUCAUUGGUGCCAGUUAGUUCUUACAGCUAUAUUUCAAAAGUAGUGUUAGUAAUGUUUCGAAGUAUCCUUUCUAAUUUUACGGUGGAUAGUUCCUAUAAGGGACUAAACAUCAGCAACCUUGAUAAGUAUAUACUGUGCCAUUUACUUUAACUGUAUCAUGUAAUUGUAUGUGCUAUGUAACUAAAUGUGGUGACUGUAGUUGUUUGUGAUCUGAAUAAGAAAAUGAGACAUCAGCUGACACAUCUUGUUAGGUGUGAAUUGGAAGAGCAAGGUAGUUAAACUGAGUACAAAACAAUACAAAGGGUGUGGAUCUCUGGUUAUGAUACUGGUAUCAUUUACUGUAGUCACUUUCCAUUGUAUGUGUAAAUUAUUAUGGUUGCAGUAAAUGAAAUAAAUGUGAUCGUAUCACCGUGAUUAUCAUCAUAGACAAAAUUUU